AUGAAGAGCGAUGUCGAAAAUCUGGGUCUAUUUAUUCGUCAAAAGCUUCGAGAUAUAUGUAAACAGAGGAAGGUGCCUUGCCCGGAAAUCUUGAUAAGGGGUGCCUAUGUAUUGAUCAAGAAUAGAAAAUUCAAAAAUACUAUGCAAUUCAAAUCACCUGUCCUAGCAAUAUUGUUAGGAUGGGACUAUCGAGAGUGGAAUGGAGCACCUAUCAAAUCCUUAUUAAGUACUAUGGAUCUACAAGGUUAUGAGGAUACUAGAAAUCAAUCUCGUAAAAGGGAAUUGGUUUUGAGUGAGGACAUGUCCAAUAAAAUAUCGAGAAGUGAUGGAGGAGAAUAA
Messenger RNA from Ostertagia ostertagi, 339 nucleotides. The record is from the annotation of a GenBank genome assembly. NCBI's taxonomy places the organism in Eukaryota, Metazoa, Nematoda, Chromadorea, Rhabditida, Trichostrongylidae.